Molecule: messenger RNA, 513 nt
Organism: Notodromas monacha
Lineage: Eukaryota; Metazoa; Arthropoda; Ostracoda; Podocopida; Cyprididae
Source: the annotation of a GenBank genome assembly
UUUCGUUUCGUGUCGAGUGAAAAUUCGUGGACAAGAGUUGAAAUCGUGUCGGAAUCUGGAAUUGUUGUGACGGAAACGAAGAUUUCGACGUCAUCUACGCGGAUUCAGCUGUUCGUUCAUCGACUCAUUCAAAGACUCACUUCCAAGUCCAAUAGCACGUCAGCAAAAGCCGCAUCGAAGUCCUUUUUUCUGAAGUGCAAGAAGGGAAGCCCGAAAAAUUACGGUCGUUCAGCGCGUCAAGAAGCUAAACAAAGUGGGACGGGUUUUGAAUAUUUCACGGGGGCUUCGAGGACCCAUACAGGAAAUGGCAAAACCAGUUUCCUUUUGGGCGUGAAGUUAUUUCCUGGCUCACCACCACAAGCAGGAAAUUCCGAGUUUUUCCUGGAAUUGCGGACAUUGCCACUGGAAACGCCGCGAAGAACACGAGAUCCCUUCAUGGCGUCUGUUGGGGACAACUGUCACCACAACACAAGAAAAGAGAAAGAAGCUGUGGAUCAAAAGAAUUAUAAAUAG